This is a messenger RNA of Orbicella faveolata, 541 nucleotides long. RefSeq lists its product as uncharacterized. The record is from RefSeq and is a predicted model, not a curated record. Lineage: Eukaryota; Metazoa; Cnidaria; Anthozoa; Scleractinia; Merulinidae.
CUCAAACUUAUCUCGUAACCGACGGAGGAGAGGUUAUUGGAAGCGCGUCGCCCCUUCAUUCAAAGUAAAACCAUGUCAGCUGAGUACGAGCCCAUGAACGUUUUAUUGGGUACUUUGCCCGAGUUCCCAGAUAAAGUGGAAUCCUAUGAUCUGAAAGUGGGAGGCCAAGUCCCGAGUACAGCUAAAGAAGUUCUCGUGUACGUGUUUGUCACUACGACUGGAGAAGGUGAGUUCCAGCGCGGCUACUACGAGAUUUCUACAAGUAAAGGAGGUAAGCAGUUCACUCAGUUCCUGAAUGUGGCUGUUGGACAAGGUGUCGCAGCUGUAAACUCCGCGAAUUUGUGGCUGCCGGUUGGUGAUGGCAAGUUGGCAGUGAAACUGACGCACCCGGACGACGCCAAGAAAAGCAUUGCGAGCAAGGGUGGCGAGGAUUGGAGCGGAGUGUUUGUGAUCGGUCACAGAUGAGCUGGCGAAUGACUUGUUCUCUUCUCCGACAGAACUUAUUCGACAAGACUGAGUUGUUGUUGUUGCGCUUGCAGAG